UUUAUACGGGUCAUUUUAUUGCGGGCCGUUUUGUCACGGGUUGUUGACACAGAUUCUUACUUUCAGACUAGAAAGACAAGCCGAGUUUUAUCUAUAAGGGCUUCGGUUCAAGGGGUUCAGAUAAAAAUAACUGAUCAUUCGAAAAUUCGAUCACUCACUACGUCGUUCCAUUAAUGUUAAGUACAUCAACGAAGACCCCCACAAUGACCCCCACAUUUGCAAGGACUGUCCUCCUCACAACCCUCACAGCCUGUAUCUUGUGUGUGGGGCAAGCAACUCGUUACCCCUUAAGCUAUACCCUAGACGCCUACUGUGGUACCACCAUCCGAGUGUCGGGCGAUGUCCUGAUCCGGCUGUCCUACAGCACUUACCUGCCGGCCGACAGAACCUGCAGCAUCACCCUGCUGCCGUCCAGCGGGGACGGGCUGGUGGCUAGCGUGGACACGUACUCACUCAACUACCUGUACUCGACCAGCCAGUGUCUGUACGAGGCCAUCCAGCUGGGCUCAGCUGACGUACCACAGAUCUGGGGUCCCUAUGGCUACUGUAAAUCCUAUCGACCGACGGCCAAGUACAGUCUGGGCAGGUAUGGGACCUACAGCUACAAGACGGGAAAGUAUUCAUUCAUUGAGACGGGCGACAUCAAGCUGUUGGUCACUGAAACAUUUAGUCGUAACGCGACUGGUUACUGUGCCAGCGGUCAGUUUGACUGUGAGCGACAAAACAUCUGCAUCAGCCGCUCACUCACGUGUAACGGAUAUGACGACUGCGGCAACGACCUGGACGAAACAGACGGCUGUAGCCUCCCCCCGGGCAUCAUAGGAGGCAUCGCCGCUGGCAUCUUCGUCUUCAUCGUCCUCGUUAUCGUCAUCUCAUUCUUCAUCAGGAGGCAACGCUACCGGGCGGUCUAUGUACAGUAUCAGUAAACAUGGGGGUGGUGGUCUAUAUCAGUAAACAUGGGGUUGCUAGGGGUGGUGGUCUACAUCAGUAAACAUGGGUGUGGUGGGGGUGGUGGUCUAUAUCAG
Molecule: messenger RNA, 1025 nt
Organism: Physella acuta
Lineage: Eukaryota; Metazoa; Mollusca; Gastropoda; Physidae
Molecular function (GO): protein binding
Source: RefSeq, a predicted model, not a curated record